Messenger RNA from Pecten maximus, 12319 nucleotides. Its product is annotated as zinc finger protein 793-like. The coding region runs from base 727 to 2127 and encodes 466 amino acids. Lineage: Eukaryota; Metazoa; Mollusca; Bivalvia; Pectinida; Pectinidae. The record is from RefSeq and is a predicted model, not a curated record. The transcript is spliced from 6 exons. Gene Ontology annotation, biological process: regulation of transcription by RNA polymerase II. Gene Ontology annotation, molecular function: DNA-binding transcription factor activity, RNA polymerase II-specific; RNA polymerase II cis-regulatory region sequence-specific DNA binding.
UGUAAAACCAAGAUAAUAGAAAACUUACCUUAGGGUAAAUAUCCAUUGUAUUACUAAAACAUUAUUUAUAUUGAUAUUCCAUGCCUGAAUUGGUGUUUGAUUUUAAGUAGAAGUUAACCUUGUCCAGGUUUAUGAGUUAGAGUGAUGAGCCGUAGGUAUAGACCUUGUUCUAGUCUGAGUUAGUUCGCCUAGCGUGUGGUGUGCUUCUCUACUAAAACACUAGCCUGUUUUGCCAGCUCGAGAGUAGUAGAUCUGUCUGUACAUACAUACUAGUGUAGAUGUGACAUCAGCUAGCUGUAUAUACCUCUACUCCAGUUCAUAUGCCAAUUAUCCUAUUACAUUGGUGUGUCGUUGUCCACCAUGCCAGAACUAACCCUACUAUAUAGUGGUCAUUUCAGGACACUUGACCGUCACUGAUCACCUUAUUGUGUAGUUAUCUGAACAUAAGUUUUUUCUUGGCCGAGUUGUCGCUGGUGGCAUCGGAGGGAUCAAUUAGCCAUUGAUUGCUCUUAUACACACUGUAUAGGUAUAAGCCUUUUAAAAAACUAUUGGAGACUACCAAAAAGGUUGGUUGACUCGAGAGGAGCGACAUGCCCUGUGGUGUGUAGAUGUAAGGGAAUCGAAAGUCAGUUUUUUCCACAAAGUGAAGUUAUCUUGUGGUUUUUUUGGGGGAGUGAAGUUUAUCUUGUUUUUGCCCCACAGUACCACAACUUGUGAGAGUCUACAAUGUAUAAUGAUACGUUCAACAGCUGGACCGGGACCCCGACCCCUCGCUGGAUAGGCCCUGAUUGCUAUGCCAGCAUCAAUAUGAAUGAGAGGCACCAGAGAGAAGACUUCAGCAGCCUUUGGGCGUCUGUACAGGGCUCUCCUGCUGCCGAAAUGGCCGGACAAAAUGCAACGAAUGAUUUAUUCAAGUGGAAGCAUGCUAGUCCCCACAUGCCAGCCAACUUCAGCAACAUCAAUCCCGAGAACAUGAAUAAUCAUGAGCCUGGUGGGUAUCGCCAUGGUAGCACAGGAAGCACAGGCAGUUACAGAAGCAGCACAGGCAGUGUCAGUAACCCGUCGACGCCCACCAACACACCCCUGGUCAUCCCUCAACCGGUCAAACCACCCAUCAAGUCUGGCAAAACAUACCCUUGUAAGAUGUGUGAUCAGGUGUUCACGACGAAGUCGGAUAUGUUAAUUCACUCACAGCAAAUCCACAAACAGGACCCAAAGCCCUAUCACUGCCCUGUUUGCCAGAAAUGCUUUGCCAAUUCCUCCUAUCUGUCGCAACAUAACAGAAUCCACGCGGGAAUUCGUCCGUACAAGUGUGAGAUCUGCGAACGCAAAUUCACACAGUUGUCCCAUCUGCAGCAGCAUAUACGUACACACACCGGUGAAAAACCGUACAAGUGUAUGCACCCUGGGUGUGGCAAAGCCUUCUCACAACUCUCCAAUCUCCAGUCGCAUUCACGCUCACAUAUGACUGACAAACCUUUCCGGUGUAACUCUUGUUACAAGUGCUAUGCCGACGAACAAGGUCUUCGUGAUCACAUACCCAAGCAUUCGGAGACUAAACACUUGAAGACACACAUUUGUAGGAUCUGUGGUAAGUCGUACACGCAGGAGACGUACCUGACCCGACACAUGGCGAAACACUCGCAGGACAAUAUGAAUAUGAACAAGCUAGUUCCACCGCGACCAAUCAAGCAGGAACCAAAUGAUCAUUCCAACGGACAGGAUUUCAGCGUGAACAGGCUUCCGGACCGAUCUCAAGAUGGUGGUGUAACUCCAUGUGGGAAGGGAUCGUCAGCAUUCAUGCCUAUUCCACAGUUUGGGGGCAAUGUGCCCAUGAGUACAACAAACUCUAACUACCAUUAUGGGUCUGGGUUGCCUAGCAACUCUCUGAGCCCUUCCCUACCACAUAUUUCCUCUAUGGCCUCCCGUAGCUACUUUCCUUAUGACCCUCUGGGCGGUUUCCGCAAAGCGGACGCUCAGGAGCGAAAUAUCAAUGCAACGAUGACCCGCCACGACAGCAUGCUGGCCAACAGCCUAUUGAGUCUGCAGCAUAUAAAAAACUACGCAUCGCAACAAAUGCCGUCGUUCAGCCCUACAUGUUCAGGGGGUGGAGCCAGACUCACUUGAGAGUGAUAGUGUAGCAUAGGUCAAAGUUCAACUGAAUGAUAUUAUCAUUUGUUGUUAAUCUAUAGGGUUUAUAAUGGUCAUGUUCAAUAAAAUGAUAUUAUCAUUGAAUUUGUUACUUAAUUAAGAGUUCAUUUAUAGGUCAAAGUUCAAUUGAAUGAUAUUAUCAUUGAUUUGUUACAUAAUUAUACUGAGGUCGACAUUAAUAGAAAGUUCAAUGGAAUGAUAUUAUCAUUGAAUUCGUUAAUUUAAAUGUGAUGUUCAACACACAAACAAGAGAAGUGUAAAAGAAAUACUUUGAUAACUUCUAUAAUUUUGAACCAUGUAAUGGGUCAUUUUGUGUUGUUUUUUUUCCUGUUAUUUUUAUUGUCAAUGUCUGUCCACUGUUGUGGCCAGGUAAUUCUGUGGAAGAGGAACAUGGAUUUUUACAAUGGCUGACCUGCUAUAUGGACCCUAGUCUUGAUAGUUUCUCGUAGUGUGUAGGAGACAUUCACAGAUUCGUUCCUUUGUCCUCAAAGGAGAUGUUAUUGGGUUGUGUGGUGAUUUUUUUUUUUUAUAGAACUGUAGGGCAAAGAUUAUAUUCUAUACGUAAAUGUACACAUGAAACUGGAUGUCACAUAUAAUGUACAAGUCUAGUGUGUACUGUAUUAUGUAGUAUAUAUAUAUAUAUUGAUAUAUGUAUUUGUUAUGAAAUAUGCUCAAUAAUGAAUUGUUUUUGUACAAAUUGAUAUAAAUUUUGAUCAGAUAGUUCAUGCAUUAUAUACUUUCAUUCUUACAUACAACAAAUUUUGUGUGGAAUAUGUUGUCAUCGGUUUUUUUUCUUCAGAUAUCUGAUAAUUAUCAGCUAAUGAAUCAAAGAUUUAAUAUUUGAAAAAAAAAACAAUCAUUUAUAAUGCCUUAAAGUGACUGUUAAAAAAUGGCAUCACUGAGGUGUUUUUUAACAACAUUCCUUGAAAGGCUACAGGCAAUUCAACUGGGAUGCUGAUUAAAGGGAAAUAACUCCACAAACACAGAAUAUGCAAUGCUUAAUUAAAUGAAAAACAAUGCUCAAACCAUCAUGUUAGCUAAGUUUUAUUUACUAAAAUGAUAUAUAUUCCAUAUUCUGACAAAAGUUACUUUUUUUCCAAGUUUAGAUUUUAAAUAAUAAUGUCAUACACCAAGCCAUUUACUAUAAAAAUGAAUUAAUAAAAGUAAAGAUUGAAGAUUUUGUUUUCUAUAAUGAGAUGUUACUGUAACCUCAUCAGUAAUUAAUAAAAGCACUGUUGGUAUUUUUUGCAAUGAACUAUCAAAUUUUUUUUCUUUGAUUAGAAAAAUGUAGUAACAGGUAAAAAAGGUCAUUCAUUAAAUUUCAUUCAAUUGUUUUGAUUUUAUGAAAGCUCAAAGAGUGAAUUUUGCACAAAUUUUUGAGAUGUUGAAUGAUCACAUUUAUUGAUGAUAUUGAAUAAUUUUUAUCCUAUUAUCAUCAUCAAUAGUAUCUUUUAAAUAGAUUUAUUUGUUUCUGAUCUUUUUAUUUGGAAAAUUGAAAAGAGCAUUUAUAAUUAUCAUUGUGUAAAGUUGAUUUUUUUUAAAUGAAUGUGUAUUGUUAGUUUUAAAAUUGGGACAAGGUUAAUUAGCGUAGCUGUUACAGUGUCGAGUUCAGUAGGCCUGGUUGCACAGUUUUUUUUUUAUUUAAAAACCGCACAAUUUACCAAUCAAUGGUAGUGGUUCAAAUGUAUUGUCCUUAUGUUAACUCCUGAAUCACAAUGUCCAAUUCAUUAACUCCCUUGCUCAGAAGAAUUUAAUGUUAAUGUUCAAACGUUAUUAUCACCGUAAUUGUCGGUUAAUAACGAUGUUGUGUUAUAAUAUUAUCCUGAUGUACCAUGCCAUUGUCCAUUAAUUAACUUUUUUUUUCAUUACAAAUGUUAUAAAUAUCAUCUUCAUUACUUUAAGCUCCAUCCAGUAUCUUUGUGGAUGUCGUAAAAUUACUGACAUCAUUUUGUUUAUUUAUUUCUUCUUUUUUUUAAUCAGUUUAAAUUUUAAGACAUGAGAUAGACUGAAACACUUUGUUUAAGACUAAAGAUAUUUUGAUAUAAUGAAAAUCAUAAAAAAAAUUUUUUUUUAAGUUGCAGUAAUAUAUUGUAUUAAACAUUCAAGUGUCUUUAUUUUACAAAUUACUAUAAAAACACUGUUUGUUAGCAGAGAUGGAGUAUUGAAUCCACUGACCUUUGAACCUAUUUUACAAAUGAGCUGGUCAUUUCAUAAUAGCUUUCUAUGCAGAAUAAGUAAGAAAGCUCAUUUUCAUUUUAAUUUGCCUUUCCAAGCUGUACAAAACAAGGAUACUGGAUGGUUUUCUUUCUACUCAUGACUGAAUCGGUUAUAAGACUAGCCUGACUCAUCUAUAUAACUUGUAUAUAUAAAACACUUUGAUGUUAUAAUGAAUAUAAUUCAUCUGUAUUGAGAUUUCCAUAUUUAGAAUGUGAUUAACAUGAUAUAUAUACAUAUAUAUAUAUAUAUAUAUAGGCAGACGAAUAGCAAGUUUUUGGUUUGAGAAAUCUUGCAUAAAUAUCUUUGUACCAAAGGUGCUAAAACUUAGUCUUGGGAAAACAUAUCAUGUUGUAGGAUUUUUUUUUUAUAUAGAGUCACUUCCCCUUGUUGCCUGGCUACCAGAAUGAGAACGAAAAAACAAUAUACCAUCAAUAUAAAUGGUAUGUAUAUGAGUUUCUGUGCAAAGCAUUAGAAAGUGUUAUACAAGGUUUAUUGUCAUAAAGUUAACAAUUUGAUACAAUGUAAUUUAGAGUAUUGUCAUCGUCCAUCCGUCCGUCUGUCCGGCAAAAACUUUUGUUUGUCUGAAGAUCUCCUACAUUUAUCGACCGAUUUUGAUGUUUGAUUUUUGUCCUGGGAUCCUACAUUUUUUACUGAUUUCUUUGAAAUUCGAUGAGAUUUGUGAUCUAUAAUCAUGGUGUCAUUAAGUUGUUUUAAUGAGUUGGAGGCUGUUAGUAAUUCCCGAUCACUGGUAUUCCUCAAACUUUAGAAAAUGAAAAAAAAACAUUAACUUUUUGUGAAAGUGUUGAGAGUUAAAGCAUACCACAUAACCUCUGACAACGUGAUCCAAAUCUUAUUUUGAUAUAAGAUAGUAUACAAUACUAUACUUCGACGGGCGUAUAUAUUGUUCUACCACGCAAUAUGUUGAAUAUGUACUUCAUGAAAUGAAAUUAAUGAGAAAGAUUAAUUACUCAGAGAAAAAAAAGAAUAAAAGCUUAUUUACAGGAGUGAUAUUAAUGCAUAAUUGCAAAGAAUUGUUUGAGACAAAAUUGAUGGAAAUUUCAACAUUGGAUUUCAAUAGGUCCCAGGCAACAAGGCAAAACUCCAUUGUAGUUUAGACGUGUCCCUCUAAUCAACCACCAACCAGAUAUCCAAUCAGAUCUAUUGAAACAUAAUGUAACACAUUAGAAAAAAUGUGUACAAGAUUUCAUGGUUAAAUUUCAUUGUAUGCAUUUUUUUUUUUUAAAGUAUGCUUGGUUUCCAUAGGGUUUUAUUAAAUUGUAUUUUCUUUGCAAAACUGUUUUGUUUUGAUGUUGAAAGUUCUUAGUUACUGAAAAUUUACAUCAUUUCUUUUCUCAUUCAAUGAAUUUUUAUUUUCUAGGAAAAUUCUUCAAUUUUCUUUCCCUGGAGUUGUUUUUCUCGGAAAAAAUCAAUGUUGUUUUUUACAGUGAAAUAUUUACAACAAUAAUCUUGUUGCAUCAUUAUAUUCCAGAUAUAUUUGAGUUAAUUUUCCAUAAAAAAAAAAAGAAAUUAUUAUUUUUCUUUUUUUUAAGAAGUUAUUUUCAUAAUGAGAUCACAUUUUUUUUUACUCAAAAAAAACAUUUUUGAACUAUAUAUCAUUUCUAAUUCUUAAACAUGCUUUUCCUGAUAGCUCUUUCUUGGAGAUUUUUUUAUCAAUAAAUUUCAUGGCUGUUUUUGUUUGUUGGUUGAUGGUUGAAUCUGAUUGGUGACUUACAGUGUUUUUAAUCCUGUCCUUUAGUGAGUAUGUGUGAUUGUACGAAUUAUUACUGUAUUCACUUACUAUUCGCAAAUGAUUAUUUUCACAAUUUUUAAUUUGAAAAACAUAUUUCCUAGGACUUCAGAUUCACAAAAACAACAAGGACUGUGAUAUGAUCCAUUGUUUUAUCAAAUGUGAAUAAAUAUUCUCCAUUUAGACUUUAUCUCAUCUCUAAUCUCAAUAAUAAUGUGAAAAUAAAUAUUUUGCGAAUUUUAAUUGAUCAACAGUAAUUAAUGAACAUUAAUUGUAAUAUUAUUAUAUAUCUAUGUCAGUUGUAUGUAAUAUUAAAGACUUGCUCACACCCCUGUUAAGACAUACAGUGUAUAAAUCUGUAUGUUGAUUCUAUGUAUGACUAACACUGUACAUAAACAGAUAACUAUAUAUUAUAUAUAAACUGUACUUUUGUUAAACAAAAGGAUUCCGGCUAUGUGUGCUCAAUGGCGACUUUAACCAAUCACAUGUCAUUUCACAUUUCAUUUUCUCUGUAUUUCUAUAUAUUUCUCGUUAUAAGCAUUUUCAAAAUCAUAAAACAUGAUUAAUUAAUACUUUUAUCACUAUGACUACAGGGAAUUGCAUGGUUUAUGAAAAAAAGUAGAUUUUAAAUUAUUUUUUAAAAUGAUUUGAUUUAAACAUAAAUUAAUCACAUGGCCUUCCAUGUGUCCAUGAUCUUAAACUUAUAUUUGGUUUGGAUUGAAUAACAAAUUUGUUUUGAAUACAUUGCAAAUAUUUCAUAUUAUUAAGUGUUCAUUUUAAUAAAAAGAAUUUUGAUCAUAAAUAAUCAACCCAUUCAAUACAAACUGAGUCCACUCGAUGUUAUUUUAAACCAGGAAUGUCCCUUCUAAACAGUGUUUCUCCUAUGUGAAACAAAGCUAGGUAGAGAUUGGAAAAGGAUUUCAAUAAUUUAAAAAGAUAAAAACAAUAACUGACACACAUUAACUGCUUUGGAGCAAAAAAUCUCGCCAUUGAGACACUAGAGCUCGGAAAUCUUUAUACAUCAUGCAUCGAAUAUCUGUUUGACCCAUGAAUGUGAUUAAUAUAUCAUAUUAGUUGUUGAUGUUUGAAAAAAAAAGUAUAUACCACCUUGAUAAGCUUUGAGUGAGGCUGUAAUUGUGGGAGUUGUUCCUAACUAUAUUGUGUCUCGUGUUUCUCUACUUUUUUUUUUUUUUUUUGCUACACAGCUGGAUAGCUAGACGUGCGCAAGUGGAAACUGUCUUAAAGUUUUAACGUAAAUUCUGAACGAUUCCCUGCUGGUGUGAGUUUGGUCAUAGGUUGUAUUUUACAAUUGUUUGUGAUUUCACAUGGUGCGUGAAAGAUUUCACACUAAUUUUUCUUUUCUUUUUUUUUUGACGUAAGCAUAAAAAACUUAAGUUUUGCGUCAACAUGUUACGAUAUGUUCAUUGUUGGCGUUCAGUGUAACAUAUUGACGCCUUUGGUUUAUCAUGAAUUUUCUUCGUUGGAAAUAUCAAUGUUGCUCUGUCAAUGUUUAAUGACAAUGCUAUCCUUUGUCUAUAUGCUCACCAAAGAUGCAGUGAAGAUCUUAAGAUGUAUUUCCAAAGAAGUUCUUUAGUACCGAGUAGUAAACAGUGAGAUAUCCAGUAAGCCUUUGUUUGAGGUAAAGAUGUCUGUAUUGUUAUUACAGGGUUGAUAGUCUGUAACCAUAAAUUGUCCGGAGAAACGUCUGUGUGAAGCAUAAAGAUCUUUUGUAUUGUUUACUAAUUGAUAAUUACCUGUUCCCUCUCCCCAGAUCUACUGUAGUGGUCCAUCUUGACUCUCAAAACAGUUCAAUAUUAAAUUAAAUUUUCAUCAAAAGCACUUUCUACCUUGAAUUGUGUUUCCUUUGAAAUAUUGGUUAAUAUUUUAAUCUGCAAAUAAAUCCCCACCACUGAAAAAGCAUACUUCUUCAAGUUGGUAUAAUUAUCAAUUUUAAAAUGGUUUGGUUAAAAUGAUUCACAAGUAAGCCCCUCCCCAAACUUCCAUGCUUAACACACGAGGACACUCACAUGAGAAUAAGUUCAACAAAAGGUUGCUACUACUCCAAACCUUCAACUUUAAUAAUUCUUCUUUUUAAAUGAUUUUGUGCCAUAAUCUGAAAAAAACUCCUCCAUAAAGAUAACAAUAAUUGUUUUGAUAUUAAUUAGAGAUCAUUUCAUUUAUGGUAUUUUGAAGCAAAAUGAUUUUCUAGACUACACUAGUGAUCCAAAUUUAAUUUAAUAGAUAAUACUUGAUUAUGUCAGAUCUCAGACCAGGUCGUAGCUGCUAGGCGCUUAUCUCCAAAAUUAGCUUGAGCAGAAAAAGGUGUUGUCUUACAAAAACUAUGACGAAUUUGUACAAAAAAGGAAUAUGUUUUUUUUUGGUUUUUUUUUUUUUUGUGAAAAGAAAAUUAUGUUGAUUUAUACCACAAUGUCAUUAGAACGACACUUUGAAGGAAAUCAUGUAGAUGUUGUAUUGGAUUCAAAUGUGUAUUUUCUAUUUAAUCACUAAUUUUAUUUUCAAUAUUCUUGGUGUAUAUUCUGUUUUUUAGAAAAUUGAUUUUUUGGGGCCCUAGCCUUUUCUUUAUCAAUAUGUCCUAGGCAAUAUCACCAUUGUUUAAAACUCUACCUAAACAACACUGUGUUUUGUUUGUUAUACAGCUUGUGAAAAGUAUGAGUGUUGUCACGCCAACCAUCCUUUAUGUAUAUACAAUCAUCACGUCUGGAGUGACUAUAAAACUCGCUUCAUCAAAAAAAAAAAUUACAAAAGACAAUAAUAAAAAAAAAUAUUAAUCACUUUCCUUAAAAGGAGUUUGUAUGCGAUUUUUGCAUCGAUUGGGUCUGAUCAGAAACUUUUUCUGUCACGUUUGUCGAACGCGCGAAUGAGGUGGUUGUGUACAUGUAAAAGGGUGUGAAACACACGAAAUGCAUGUGUAAUGCACGUGUACGAUUACAGGGUAAUGAAAAGUGUGCGAGAUGUAUACUAUUAUUAUAUUAUUAUUAUUAUUAUUAGUGUCGACUUAAGCCUGUUUAUUUUAAGUCGUGUGAUGAGACAGAUUUUGGUUUCAGUGCUAAACAGACUUAUCUCCCCUGAGUUAGGCAAGCUCCCGUAUUGCAUAUCUAACGGUGAAUAUACCACAGUAAGUUUGUAUGGUCAUGCAUCAAAUUUCAUUUGUAUUUUGUAAUCAUCAUACUUAUUUCAUUUUUCCAUUUUUUUCAAGUUAGAGUUAUCUCCCAUUAAUUAUCGUUGCCUGUUUUGAAUUAAAAGUCGUUCUCCCCGAGCUGUCUAAUGGUAAACCCCUAAUACUCUUGUCUACGAUGUAUGUUCCCUCUAUAUACAAACUACAUCUAUAUAGUACAUAUAUAUAUCUACAUCUUUCACCCUCUCUAUUCCAUAAGGCUGAGGCUAAAUAAUCAAUGAUGUUCAAUUUUGUAGCAAAAUAAGGUUGUCUAAAGUUGAUGCAAAAACGAAGGCUAUAAUCUAGUCUUGGAUGUGUUUUUAAUUGAUGUAUCUUAAUCAAUGUCCAAUUCACUCAAAAUGCUGCAGAUUGACAGCCAGGGUGACUAAAUAUCUACUUUAUUGGUGCUUUCCCAUGGAAUACAUAUAAAAUAUAUAUCUAAUAAUAGUUUAACCUGUUCCACUUAGUUCAUCUCGGCACAACCUACUUCUCCGAUCGUUAACAUCUCUACAUCUCAGCACAACCUACUUCUCCGAUCGUUAACAUCUAUAUAUCUCAGCACAACCUACUUCUCCGAGCGUUACAUCUCAGCACAACCUACUUCUCCGAUCGUUAACAUCUGUACUUACAUUAAAUACAGUGAAUACCAUAUGUAGUAUCCUCACACCUACGGAAAAUCUGACACUAUUAGCACAGGGACUUGGCACAAUUUCACAACCCACUGUAUAUGAUGAUCUACAGUCGGGAAUUGUGCCAAGUGCCUGCGGUUUAUAGUUUAAACUUGUAUCAUCAUUAAAACUUGUAAUUAUAAGAAAAAACCUUAAUCUAGAUUUUCUUCGUCGCUUGAGAACUGAAGUUUCACAGAUAAACUAUGUGAAUGUAUUAGGACGAUACUGAUAAUUUCUCAUUGACGAUGAGAGCAAGGGACGUAACUCUUUAAUCCUUGAAGACCUUUAAAAGGUCCAAAUAAACCAUGAUAACUAACUAUAUAUCUGGUACAAAGCUGUAUUUCAUCAAUGGGCAGGAUCAAAACGUUAGUUCUCAAGUGAAGACAGCCAACACAGGAUUAAAAUGUCAGUUCUAAAGUGAAGACAGACAACACAGGAUUAAAAUGUCAGUUCUAAAGUGAAGACAGCCAACACAGGAUUAAAAUGUCAGUUCUAAAGUGAAGACAGACAACACAGGAGUUUUAUCUAUUGAUACUGUCUAAAAGGUUAAAUGCUCCUAGGUUGGCCUGAAAAUGUUGCAGCUUUUUGCAUGCAUUUCAUUUUUGCACCUACCAGUAAUAACCUUUUCGGCAUGUUCUUAAAAUUCAGAAAUCUUUUGAAUAUCUAUAGCAGAUUUUUUUUUAUUCCUUUAUUUUUUUUUAGAAAAUCUUUGAAAGCAAAUCCCUUAACAUUUUCUAAUUACAUAUGCUUUUCAUUGCAAUUAAUGUUCGAGGGGAAAUAGAUAGUAGAUAGGUGGCAUUUACAGUUUUACUUGAGACUAAAUAUAGAACAUCGUCCACAACUUUAUAACAAUGAAUUGGUAAUCAUCUACAGGGACGUAUCAAUUAGUAUACCUUAUCAGUGUACCUGUCCCCACUCACACAUCACCUUCCCACUCACACAUCACCUUCCCACUCACACAUCACCUUCCCACUCACACAUCACCUCCCAACUACCCCUACUCUACCCCUCCCCCCCCCCCCCCCCCCCCCCCCCACCUUUCUCCGUAAAAGAGGAUGGGUGUGCUAAUUGAAACAAAGUGUACCCUGCUGAUCUUUAACCAAAGACUCUGAAUUGUUUCCACAACAUCAAGGUAUGUAAAUGAGGAGAAAAAAGUUUUUUUCCACCCAAAGUUCUAAAUUUUUCUCUGUACAUGGUAUUAUAAAGUGCACCUCUGCUGUGUUUUUGUAAGUUCACAGUGUGCUUAAUACAGUAUACUGCAUGUCCCUACAUCCCUUAAUGAUCAAGGUUCUAUCUAACCUUGAUGAAGACAUCCCUUAAUGAUCAAGGUUCUAUCUAACCUUGAUGAAGACAUCCCUUAAUGAUCAAGAUCAUGUCUAACCUUGAUCAAGACAUCCCUUAAUAAUCAAGAUCCUAUCUAACCUUGAUCAAGACAUCCCUCAAUGAUCAAAAUCAUAACUGACCUUGAUCAGGACAUCCCUUAAUGAUCAAGAUCCUAUCUAACCUUGAUCAAGACAUCCCUUAAUGAUCAAGAUCCUAUCUAACCUUGAUCAAGACAUCCCUUAAUAAUCAAGACAUCCCUUAAUGAACAAGAUCCUAUCUUACCUUGAUCAAGAUAUACCUUAAUGAUCAAGAUCUUAUCUAACCCUAAUUGAGUUUCAGCAGAAUCCUGAUUAGGAUGCCACAUACUAAUUAGUCCUGACCAUGAUAUCAGAUAACCCAAACAAGCUUUUACCUAACCCUGAACAAGAAUCACCUACAGUAACCAAGUUCAUGAGAUUACCUAACACUGAUCAAGAUCCUACCAUAAACUGACAAAGUCAUCAUAUAACCUGGAUCAAGAGCUUAACUAACCCAGACAAAAGAUACUACUUAACUUCUAUUAAGAUAUCACUUAAGCCUGUUUACGAUCUUCGAAGCCAGUCUUUACGACCCUGAUAAAGAUCUUUCCUAAACUUGAUGUAUUGCCAAGGUGAUCCAUUUGUUCCCUAAACCUGCCCUGAUAUUUCCUUCGAAUCCUUUAACUCUGGAACAGACUAAAAUCGACUCACUGCCGAACAUAUUUAUAAGGGAAACACUGUAAGUAUGUGUUGUGCUGGACAGGUGUAUGCUAAGUGGAUUUCAGGUACAACUAAAUAAGGUAGCGUCAUUGCCUUUUUCAUUAUCUUUUUUAAAUAAAAGUUGCAAUUUUAGCAACUCUAAAAUACCAUUUUUCCAUUUAAGCUAAGCGUCUUGAUCAAUUCGUGUGUAGUGUAUCGUAUCUACAUUAUAUUCCGAUGGUGGCUAGAUUUCAAUUGUCUUGUGUCGUAUGUAGUGUAACAGUGCUUUUGUUAUAAGACAAUAAAAUGUUUGAAAUAGUAA